Messenger RNA from Sparassis crispa, 765 nucleotides. RefSeq lists its product as hypothetical. The transcript is spliced from 4 exons. Lineage: Eukaryota; Fungi; Basidiomycota; Agaricomycetes; Polyporales; Sparassidaceae. The coding region runs from base 1 to 765 and encodes 254 amino acids. The record is from RefSeq and is a predicted model, not a curated record.
AUGGCAAAGAAACAGCUUCGUGAAGAAUCCCAUCCUCCAGAGGAGGGUGCUAACAAGAAAUCAAAGGAAAAAGAUGGCAAGAUCUCCUGGGGCACAAACUGUGAACCUAAUAAUCUUCUCCUCCAGCUUGUCAUGGAAAUUGAGAAGCCCAAAAAUUGCAAGGUCCUUAUUGGUGUGCGCAAGGGAGAGAAAAUUUCCGGCAAGACAAAGAUUGAUGUAGCCCAGAGGAUUGCAUGCCAGCUGUGGCCCAGUCUCACCAAUGCCCAGGUACCAGUGAUGGGUCUCAAGGUCAAGAAUAAGGUUGAUAACUUAAAGAAGACAUAUGCGAAGAAGGCAGCAUGUAUCAAGGUCACUGGCGGUGGGAUUGGUGGUAAUGAUGGUGAUGCAGAGAAAGAGGAUGCAGAUGACAACAAUGAAGAUUCCGCGGAGUUUCUUGAGUGUUAUAUUACUGCAGAUGGUUCAGAUGACUUGACGCCGGAGCACUACAAGCAUAUUUGGGACAAGAUUGAGAAGGAGUUCAAAGUCUUUCCCUAUCUCCAUGCUCUCCUUGCAACACAGCUGAAUGUUAAUCCUGCUGCCAUCACUACAGGUAUCAGGCCGAAUGGUUUCAAAACUGUCUACUAUCAACGUCCUGAAGGUGAUGGUAUUCCUGAUAAAUUAAUUGACCCUGUCCUUCUUCAAGUAGAGGAGAAUUGCACUGCCAAUGCUGCCACUGCCAAUCACGACCCAAGUCCUGCCGCUGAUGACAUUCCUCCAGCCAUGUAG